AUGGUACAAAAGAGACAACUAAGAUCGAAAACAUCAAAAUAUUUUUAUGGUGAUCAAGUGAUUAAAAAAAUCAAAGUUGAAAAGUCUAGCGAUAAACAAAUUAUAUCGCUGAUUAAAUCUGAAAAAACAACUCAGUUGGAGUCCAAAUGUGACAGUUUAACCAAAAAAGUUUCCAAAGAAGAGUCAAACUCAACCAUUACGAUUAAAGAAGAAGAAAUCAAAGUGGAAAAGAAACUACAACAUAUUGAAAUAGAAAUCAAUCAAGAUGAACUAACACCACCAAACAUAUUUGCAAAAGUAGAUCCACAAGAUGAAUCAGUUGGUCCUGAAAACUGGUCAAAAAUAUACAACUCAAUAGUUAAAAUGAGAUCAAAAUUUUUAGCACCAGUAGAUCAUCAAGGUUGUGAAUCAAUGCCCAAUACAAUCACUAAAAAUUUAAAACUAACUAACCCUAAAAAAUACAGAUUUCAGCUAUUAAUUUCACUAAUGUUGAGUUCUCAAACUAAAGAUGAAGUUAAUUUCGAAGCUAUGGUGAAAUUAAACGAUGCAUUAAAUAAAAAACACCAACAAGGAUUUUGCAUUGAGGCUGUUUCUCAACUCACUGAAUCUGAAAUCGAUUUCUAUAUAUGUAAAGUUGGUUUCCACAACCGUAAAGCCGUGUACAUUAAAAAAUCAUGUGAAAUACUACUACAAAAACAUAAUGGAGAUAUACCUAAAACUAUAGAAGAAAUUAUAGAAUUGCCUGGAGUUGGACCUAAAAUGGGUUAUUUAUUAUUACAAUGUGGUUGGGGAAUUACAAAUGCAGGGAUUGGAGUUGAUGUACAUUUACAUAGAUUAUCAUUAAUGUGGCAUUGGAUAUCAUCAAAAGCUAAAUCUCCAGAAAAAUGUAGAUCAGAAUUAGAAAAAUGGUUACCUUCUAGAUAUUGGAUGGAUAUUAAUCCAUUAAUUGUUGGAUUUGGACAAGUUAUAUGUGUUCCAAGAGCUCCUAAUUGUGAUAUUUGUGAUUUAGGUAGGUCAGGAUUAUGUAAAGCUGCUGAUAAGAAAUUGGUUAAACAACAACUGAUUACUGAAGAGAGACGAGUAAAAUUAAUGAAACAAAGAGCUGAUUUAACUAAUUUACUAAAUGAAAUUAUAUAA
This is a messenger RNA of Lodderomyces jiufengensis, 1137 nucleotides long. It is a transcript of the gene NTG1, whose product is annotated as bifunctional N-glycosylase/AP lyase. The record is from RefSeq and is a predicted model, not a curated record. The transcript has a single exon. Lineage: Eukaryota; Fungi; Ascomycota; Pichiomycetes; Serinales; Debaryomycetaceae. Bases 1 to 1137 code for a protein of 378 amino acids. Gene Ontology annotation, biological process: base-excision repair, AP site formation; nucleotide-excision repair; base-excision repair. Gene Ontology annotation, molecular function: DNA-(apurinic or apyrimidinic site) endonuclease activity; DNA binding; oxidized pyrimidine nucleobase lesion DNA N-glycosylase activity. Gene Ontology annotation, cellular component: nucleus.